AUGAAUUCGUUGGAACUUCCCCCACGCAGUGUUGAGCGGGUUGUUCUGGAGUCGUCUUUCUGGACAAUAAUGGCUACGGCUGGUUUCCUUGGAAAUAUCUUAGUGUGCAUUGCGUUUUAUCGAAAUCCAGUUUUACGAAAGAUAACGCCCAUAUACAUCGUUGCUCUGGCGGUCACCGACAUUCUCAACUUUCUCACCAAUGGUAUAUUUGUAGAAGUCACCCUGAUCACCGGAGGCUGGCAGUUUGGAGACGCGGGCUGCUUUGUUGGCGCGUUUUCCUCAAUUUUCCUUGUGUACGCCUCCAUUAGCACCAUGUCUCUUAUAGCCAUCAACAGAUACAUCCGAGUGACCCGGCCUGGUCUUUUCCAAUCUCUGUUUGCGACGACACCAUCUAUAUUGAUGGUGGUGUGCCUGUGGUUCAUAGAGAGCAUGAUUGUUCUGCUACCGUUUGUUAUAGGACGGACAAAGUUCUUUUUUAAUUCUGGUUACGCUGUUUGCGUCCCUUCCUUUCAAGACAAAUUUACAAUUUACACCAUGAUCACCCACGUGUCUUUCAUCACAGCUUCACUGCUAAUCGUACCCGCUUGCUACUACAAAGUGCAUCGAGCGUUAAAACAAGUUAGUGCGCAAGUGCCGCGGAUCUCGCAGCAGUUACAAGUCGGGCUUGCAGCGGAGGAGGCACAGUCAGCUCAACAAGAAGAAGACCAGGCCAACCAACAACCAGAAGAAGACCAAGAGGCCAUCAUUCAGCUGAAAGAGGAGUCAAAGGUUGCAUGCCAACAGGGAUCUGUCAGCUUAAACAAGAAGUGUCCACCUCCCAAAAAUGGGAUGCCACAUCUAGAAGAACCACAGGGAGUGCGAAGUCCACAAGAAGAUGUUCGUUACAGUAAGAGGAAAGCUACGAAAAAAGUUCAAACAGAGCAACAGAUCCCCCAUCCAUUACAAGACACCAAACAUCAAUCACUCGCGCCAUGGGCUACAACUCAUCCACAAGAACGACACCCGCCAAACGCUCCUGGCAACAAGAGACGCAAGAUCUUGGAUAAAAUUCACCCACAAGAACAAACGGCCACGAAUCAUCAAAAUGACCUACAGGAGUCAUAUCAACCACACAUACCUCAGAACACUCACCGCGACCAAGCACCAGAACAAGAACCACAGGCUCAGCAACUCCCAAAGUCUCCCAACUACAAGAGGAAAGAGCCCUUAAGUAACCAACUGGAAUUUCCCGCACAGGACACUUAUCGAGCACAGGUACCACAGGGCACUAGGAAACGAAACGAAAAGAAGGAAACCCAACCAGGAGAGCAACCCGCUUUCCAGCAGGCAAACGAACCACACGUCGGACAUGAUGGCGAAAGUGUCCUCAAGGCGAAAGAAGUGAAGAUCACGAAAAUGAUGUUCGCCAUUGUCUUGGCAUUCACGCUGAUAUGGAUCCCACUAUUUUGUAUCGUCCUACUGACGCGAAUUACCCUCGGGACUCUCCCGCGGGACGUUAUAAUGCUGGUGUCGUAUGGUGUUAAUUUCAGUAGCCUGAUUAACCCUGUGUUAUAUGCCGUGGUGAACAGGUCUUACAGAAAGGAAUUUAAGUUUAUCUUGUGGAAUAUUAUAUUUUACUUC
Molecule: messenger RNA, 1620 nt
Organism: Porites evermanni
Lineage: Eukaryota; Metazoa; Cnidaria; Anthozoa; Scleractinia; Poritidae
Source: the annotation of a GenBank genome assembly